This is a messenger RNA of Rotaria sp. Silwood2, 321 nucleotides long. The record is from the annotation of a GenBank genome assembly. Lineage: Eukaryota; Metazoa; Rotifera; Eurotatoria; Philodinida; Philodinidae.
AUGAUGUUCAAAUUAGAAGUAGCAAAACAACAAGCAGCAGAAGCAGAAAAAGGUCAUGAACUUACUGGUGUCGACCUUCUCCGUCCUGCUGCUAUCGGUGGUGGUAUCGGUGCUGUUUCCGUUGGUACUCUGGGUGCUGUUGCUGGUUGUGCUGGAGGUGCUGUUGCUGGUGGUGCUGCUGGUAUUAUUCUCGGUCCUGGUGCUAUUGCUACUGCUGCUGCUGGUGCUGCUGCUGGUUGCGCUCUUGGUGCCGCUGCUGGUGUUACUAUUGGUGGUAUUAGCGGUGCUAUUGUUACUCUUUAUAGGUCUCGUAAAAAAUGA